Syngnathus typhle (broad-nosed pipefish) is the source of this 4892-nucleotide messenger RNA. RefSeq names its product mitogen-activated protein kinase kinase kinase 14a (gene map3k14a). Lineage: Eukaryota; Metazoa; Chordata; Actinopteri; Syngnathiformes; Syngnathidae. Bases 1660 to 4299 code for a protein of 879 amino acids. Gene Ontology annotation, biological process: protein phosphorylation; positive regulation of canonical NF-kappaB signal transduction. The record is from RefSeq and is a predicted model, not a curated record. The transcript has 15 exons. Gene Ontology annotation, molecular function: protein kinase activity; ATP binding.
ACAAAUAUCAUCCAGACUUUACUUUUGGGAGUUUGUGUGCUUCCAAAUAUUGUGUUAUUUAUCCUUAUUAUUCGCGAUGUCAACAUUUCACAUAAAAUAACCCGAUUUCUUGUCCAUUUCCGGUCUCGCGCGGACGUUUUCUUCUUUUGCUCAAAGUUUAUGUGGCAAAAAAUAGCACAAGAAGAUAAACGGGUAAACACAAGUUAGAAACAAAAGAUGGCAUUAAUCAAAUUUCGUUACAAAGUCCGUUUGUUCGAAUGUUGGUGCAUUAUCUGGGGUUAUUAUCCGUCUUGUUACAUUUUGCGGGUUCUGCUUACUCAAACUCGGCCAAAAUCCCACGAUCUUCUUUUUUUUUUUUUUUAAGUUGGCAUGAUAUAGACCAGAAUUUUCCAUUUCACUUAGAUUGACAACACACAGUUGACAUUUUAAACUGUGCUAAACUGGGGAAAAUAAAGUACAGAAAACUUAAUAAACUGGUUAAAUGGUAUUAAUAAGGCGGGGAUGCUUCAAAUUUGCUUCAUGAACGGUGCAAUCAAUAGGAAAUAACCCAAAUCUUAUUGACAGCUGUCAAAUUGCAACAGUAUAUGUUUUAAAAUGACAAAAAGUCACUAAGAACACACCUUGUAACAACACCAAUUAGUUGCAUAUGAAUUAGACUGUAAUUACAAGCACAAAUCACCAACUAUAAAUUUGAUCAAAACACACCAGAGUACACCAAGUAUGCUGACAAAAACCAACAUGAAUUAAAUCUGCAAGCGGCGAUGAAUUGACGCCAUGUCCAGACGACGUCGGGAAAAAAAAAAAGAUUAUAGUUGUAUAGUUGUUAUACGCACACAAGACAGUCAACAUUACAUGUCAACAUUACAUGUCGUACAAUUUUCAUCAAUUAUUUCUUUACUGCUGUGGCAAGUGGCCCAAAAUCUCCGGCCGUUGCCAAGCGUCCAAUGUGUGUCUGUAAAUCGAGCCCCCUUUUCACUACUCUUACUAAACCCUUUGGAAUUUCAUUAAUCUGCGUGGGUGUGUGCAAGCGGCACAAGUUAGCUCAAGAUAGCCACUGUCGCUAUGCGGAGUUCAACUCGAGCGUAAACUCAUAAUACAAGAGGAUUCGGUUAACAAUAGUGCAAGUGCAUUUUUAACAAGGUCUCAAACAUACAACUUUAUUUAUACAAUGCAUAUUACAACAGCUGUAACAAAGUGCUUCAUAAAUCACAAAAACAGUGAAAAUAAUCAAUUAAAAUAUAUAUUAAUACACAGUAACAUGUUUUGUAUUGGUCCAAGUGAAUCCACAUUAGCGUCACUGCCCGACGUCAUUUCUUUUGUGCGGAACAGCCGUCGAGUGUGAUCCGCCUUCGGCCAAAUAGGUCGUGGCGUUGCGUUUCCCCCCGAGUCGUCAGACUCCGCCUACCAAAGGGCUGGAGCAGUGGUUGCAGUGUGUGUCAAGAGCACAAAAGACAGGAGCCUCUCUUGCACCUUCAUUGCUAAUUGCCCCCAUGUAGCGGUGGAGACAUCAGCUCAGGGACGUUUUUUUUCUCUCAAGAGUUUGGCAAUUUUGUUUAUGCUCUGCGACUGUCUUCCUUCUUUCCGCUUGUUCGGGGUGUGCCUUCUUAAGGAAGCAACAUUCGGAUCGCUUUUGUUCUGCGAGAGCCAGAAGCAGCAGCCAUGGCGGUGAGGCAAAGAAUCUUCAACUCCACCGCCCCGUUCUCCGGGGCGCCGCUGGCCGACCUGAAGACCCCGUACCCAAAAUGCACAGCUGUGGAGAAAGGGACGCAGCAGCAUCACAAACGGGAGCGGCAAAAGCAGCAAGGGGAAGAGGAGGAAGUGGACGAAGAGCAGUGGAAGAGCAGCAAAGUGGACUACAUUGCACGCUUGAGCCCGCUGUUGAACAAAGUGCUGACUCAGGGCACUGCCGAGCAAGUCGGAGAGGCACCGCUGAAGAGCUCCGCCUUCAUUGCACAGGCUGAAUGUGAAACCCAGGAUUCCCAAGAAUUUAGUCCAUCUUGUUUUGAGCGUUCCUACGUUCCUUCCUCGAGCUGUUGCAUCAUCAGUCACAACAACGUGGCGUGUCCGACCACCGCCUCCGUCCAAGCGCCGGUCCCGCUCAACCCGAAGAAGAAGCCCCGCAAAAGGGUGAAGCGCAAAGCUCGGAAAAAGGUCCCCUGGGAGACGAAGAAGAAAGAGGAGGGGGGGGAGCGACGUAGCAGCUACCACACAGAUACCGCCGUGCCCUCUGGUGUCCCCGAACAAGAAAGCGGAAGUUCUCUGGAGCACAUCAGAGAAGAUUCGCCGCAAGGACGAAGCAGCCCCCUCAUUUCCUCCUGCUGGAGCAGCGUGAAGAGCUCAGAGGAGGAGAAUGUAGCGCCCCCUGUCUAUGGCGCUAAGCUCUACAACACGGGCUCCAGCUGCUCCCCGCUGGCCUGGGCUGAACUCUUCCCAGGCACCUCGCCUCGCCUCUGCUCCUACGCGCCGGACAGCGACUCGCUCAGCAGCGCCGGCGACUGCUCGCUGGCCCUCGUCGGCCUGCGGGGCAGCGUCAGCCAGGGUGACCCGUGCUACGCGGGGCCCUUCUUUAAGGAGGUGGAGCGCGGCGCUUGGGAAGAGGAAGAAGACGUGUGGCGGUCCGUCGACAACGAGGGGAUCAUUUUUUACAACGAGAAUAUCCAGCCUGUUGAUGCAGAGUAUAAGGAAGGAACGGAGUUUGUCCUAUCGGAGUUUAUCAAGGGAGGCUCCUACGGCGAAGUCCACGGUGCUCGAGAUGUCAACACAGGCUUCAAGUUUGCUGUCAAAAAGAUUGCCCUGAAGAGGUUCAACAGCGAGGAGGUGAGCACGUGGAGUGCCCUCCGAUCUCCUCGCAUCCUAGAGCUCUUCGGAGUUGUCCGAGACGGGCCUUAUGUUUUCUUUCUCAUGGACCACAAAACUGGCAAGUACUUCUUCAGCCUUACCCGCAAUAAUCAUAUCGCUAUAAAAAUAAUAAUUCACCGUGUCCAUCCAGGCUCGCUCGGCCAGCUGAUAAAGCAGCACGGGCGGCUGCCAGAGGACCUGAGCCUCUUCUACCUGCUGCAAGUCGCAACAGCGCUCGAGUACCUGGCCAAGAAGAAAGUGGUGCAUCUUGAUGUUAAAGCCGACAACGUACUGCUGUCCGAGGACGGCAGAGCCUGCUUCCUGUGCGACUUUGGCCACGCCGAGAGAUUGGACGCUGCCGGGCUAAGUCUCAGCGGGUCCCGAGCAGACCUGAAGGGUACCGAGACGCACAUGUCCCCUGAAAUGGUGAAAGGCGAACCCCGUGGAGACAGAGCAGAUGUGUGGAGCAGCUGCUGCAUGUUACUGCACAUGCUCAACGGGUGCCAACCUUGGACUAGAUAUUACACUUGUCGACUCUUCUUAAAGAUCGCCAACGAGCCGCCGCCGCUCCAAGAAAUCCCGCCUCACUGCGGCCCCCUCACGGCGAACUUGAUCAAGGCGGGACUGCAGAAGGAUCCCAACAAGAGAGCGUCAGCCAGUGACAUGAAGGAACACGCGGCCAGAGCGCUCAAGCAAGUUGGCGGACUCAGAAGCCCAUGGAACAUAUCCUACAAGGAGCCUCUUUAUUUCGCCAACAAACCUCCGGACUUCCUACCGUCGGCGCGAGAAGACGAUGAGGAGAAGAAAACGGACUGCGCGAUCGUGAACGACAGCGAUGAAGACGAAGCUGACACUUGUGAGCGAGGACAACAUUUUCAUUCAAACCAGUCGAAAAAUAGGAGCACCAACACUGUUCCGGAACUUGAGCUGCGUAAACUGGAGCGAGAUUUCUAUCUGAGCAGCCUUUCCCAGCUUCACUCUGCUGAGAUGCAAGAACAGCUCUUGUCUUGUCUCAGCAGCGACACCUACUCCAUCCGCGAUCCGUGGGACAAAAAGGACUCGGGCCGCUGGUCUCUGAGCCCAGCUGAUGACUACAGCUCGGGAGUCUGCAGCGACACCAGCCAGCUAGACAGGCAGCAGAGCGUCAGUCUGGACCUGCCGGGCCAUUCGCCGCCGCCUCAGCCGUGCUGUUUCCAAGGGGUGGACGUCUGCAUCAGAGACUUCAACGGGACAACCAUCCAAAUCCGAGAGACGCGGCGGGUGAAGGUGGGCCACAUCGCCACCGGUAUUAGCGAUCAGAUCUCUGAGAGAGUUUUCACAUUGGAGACGCAGCUGGGCUGCACAGUGGCUCACGGCGACGAGGUGCAAGAGUCGGGCUUGAAGCUUCGCUGCGUUCUGGCUCCUGACUUCAGCGGCUCCUGGAGGUGGAGGAUCAGAGACGGAGUGCUGGAAACUAGAUGAGCGUUAAACAAAAGUGAAAUCACUGACAUGAUUUCAUGUCAUUUUCUGGCUUUUGUAGCCCCUCACAGCCAUCAACCUCUAGAUCUUCUUUAUAGGUCUGUGACUAUGUGGCUGAAUUUUUAAAUGCUGAUCCUGUACUUAACCUUAAUAAAAGACUGAAUCAUUACAUAAAAUAAAAUGCAAAAACUCUUGAUUGUGGAAAAAUACACAUGUAAUUGUUUUAUAUUUAAAAAAUUGCAGUUUAAAUCUGUUAUGUUCUCUUGAUCUGCAUUUGGACUAAAUUGUCCAUUGGGUGUUUAUCUUGUUAUAUACAAGUUUAAAAAAAAAUACAGAGGAAAACGAAAUGAGUUAAAGGUUUAAUAGCCAUAUAACAACAAACAAACUCAUUUUCAAAGUGUUUUUUUUUUUUUUUUCGGGGGCUUGCUUUGAAACUUGUAGAAAUGUAAUAGAAAAGGUGAAAAUUUCAGUAUAUAAAAAAAAAAUAAACAAGACCAAGGCACUGACAAACAACAAAUCUUUUUUUUUUUUUUUUGCUGUGUAGACAAAACUGAUUUUUGAAUGACUUGUUCAGAAUAAAGUAUUCAAACAAGUGA